This is a messenger RNA of Salvelinus sp. IW2-2015, 3057 nucleotides long. It is a transcript of the gene st6gal1, whose product is annotated as ST6 beta-galactosamide alpha-2,6-sialyltranferase 1. Gene Ontology annotation, cellular component: Golgi apparatus. NCBI's taxonomy places the organism in Eukaryota, Metazoa, Chordata, Actinopteri, Salmoniformes, Salmonidae. Gene Ontology annotation, biological process: sialylation. Gene Ontology annotation, molecular function: beta-galactoside alpha-2,6-sialyltransferase activity. The record is from RefSeq and is a predicted model, not a curated record.
GCAGCUGCUGCAGAGAUCUCACGGCGGCGCAGAUGAAAGUAUCGGUCUGGGCUUUGUCGCAGCACCGAGAGCUCGCUCCUUCGGCCCCGUCUCGUGAUCAUCAUCACAUCACCCGCCAAAUAACGCCGUGCCGUGCACAGACACCUGCGACAACCAACAUUCGAGCGGAUAAUAAGAGAAAAGGCGAUAGGUCGAUAAAUAGCCUAAAUAUGUCGGCUAUAACCGCGUUAUUACCGUAAUCAUCGARUGACGGUAGGGACUAUUGCCUCGAUAACCUAACCGCGCAACAGAAGAGGAGGAAAAACUCACUUGUUCAGGAACAUCACUUGUGCAGGUCGGGUCCGAAGAUAGGCUGCUCGCUGGCCCAAAGAGACAUGAGACAACUGCAGGAGGCAGGUAACUAGGCAACAAUAGAAACACUGCACGCGCCACGGCGGGAUAACAUGGGGUACAAGUACCCCGGGGCAGCGAUGGACCGCGUCAGCUUGCUGUGGCGUCUACGUCGUCGGGCCCGUCGCGGGGCGCUCUGUAUGGGCCUCUUCUGCAUCUCCAUGGCAAUGCUCUAUGCCCUCUGCGCCGAGAACAGCGUACCUGUCACCGAUGCUAUCUUCGGGGUGCGGGCACGGACCCGCGCCCAGCCCCGGGCACACUCCAUUAUCAAGGUGCUGAGAGGUGGGGCCAAGCCCAUGUACCUCGACCCCCAGAAGCUCCCCGGCGUCAUCCCUGGCAACGCCCACCGUCCAAUCCCAGUCCUCUCCUCUCCAAACCACACACAGGAAGUCACAGCUAAGGAGACACACCCCAAACAUCCCAAGAGAGAGCGAGAGUCAUCGGGAUUCUUCGCCUGGCUCUUGCCGCGCCCCUUCAGGCGGGCCAUGGAGACCCUGUUUGGGGGCCGUCGUCGGGGGGAGCUUAGUGGAACAGUCGGGGACGCAGAAUUUUUUGGCCCUCACAGAGCUCUGGGGGAGGUCUGGGACGACGAGAUGUCCAGUAACAUGCUGGGGAAGAGGCUGAGGAAAGUGGUGCAGAACUAUCAGGCGAUGAAUAAGUAUGGUGUGGAGUUCUCUGGUCCUGGGGGCGUGGCCACUCGUCCUAAACUGAGCGGCUCAGAGUUGCUGUGCCAGCUGAAGUACAAGGUAGAAGUUGCGACCCUGACCCCUGACCUCGAGCCCUUCUCCUCUCUGCCCUGGGCGUACCAGCUGCCCCUACAACCCAUAACCUCUGACCUUGGACCCUACAAGAGCUGUGCAGUGGUAUCGUCGGCUGGGUCACUACGCUACUCUGGACUGGGCAAGGAGAUUGACUCCCAUGAUGCAGUGCUGCGGUUCAACGCAGCGCCCACCGUGGGGUACGAGAAAGAUGUCGGCUCCAAGACCACCAUCCGCCUCCUUAACUCCCAGGUGAUGGCAUCAGACGACCACCGCUUCCUGUCCAGCUCUCUGUACAGCACAGGUGUGCUGGUGGCCUGGGACCCUUCCCCCUUUUCUGCUGACCUCAACCAGUGGUACAACAAGACUGACUACCCCAUCUUCGCCCAGUACCAGCGGUACAGGAGGCUCCACCCCCUCCAGCCCUUCUACAUCCUGCACCCCAGCUUUGAGUGGCAGCUCUGGCAGCGAAUCCAGGACAACAUGGCCGAGCCUAUCCAGAAGAACCCGCCCUCCUCUGGACUGCUGGGUACAGUUUUGAUGAUGUCCCUGUGUGAGGUAGUACACGUGUAUGAGUUCCUGCCAUCUCAGAGGAAGACGGAACUGUGUCACUACUACCAGCGCUUCUACGACGCAGCCUGUACUCUGGGGGCCUACCACCCCCUGCUCUACGAGAAGAACCUGGUCAAGAGGAUGAACCAGGGGCUCGACAGGGACAUUUACACCCACGGACGGGUCACCCUGCCUGGGUUCAGCACUCUCAACUGCACCCGGGGGGCUAGCACUGACUGAGAUAAUAAGAGAGAUCAUAUUACAAUCAGAAACACACACGGGACCACACACAGGUGGUAAAUACAGAAAACACAAUCAUAUUCACAAGCACAGCAUGUAUAACAAUAUAACUGACUAUUUUAUCAUGUGCAAUCCCUUCAGACAAUCUCUAAAUCAUGGACUGAUGGACAUUGAAAGACAUGCAUACAUGUUUGACAUUGCCAUAACUAAAUGGAAUCUUGCAACUAAUGUAAAUACCCUUUACUCGCUCAAACACGCACAGGUGCACAGAAUUCCUUGUGACAGCACAAACAAGAAAUCACACACAUACAUCAUACAAUGGACUGUCUGCAAAAACCCCACAAACUCACAGUUCUGCCGARAUCCCUCUGUCCUUAUGUGUAUAUAAACUAUAAGCGUAGUCAUUCCACUGUGAGGCGCUGUUGUCCUGUCUCUGUCUCUCAGGUUGUGACUGAGGGACAGAGAGAAGAGAGCAGCUCCUCUCUCAUUACUGAAGAUUGUCUUUGCAUGCCUGCCUUCUGCUGCACUACCACACACACAUACACACACCGAACCUGUACCCUAUGUGGACUAGUUGAAAAUGGACUUGAAGAGAAACUGAGGAGACUGCAUGAAGCUCUGGGAAGAAGAGUGGCAUCUCUUGGAUAUGCUAUAUAAUUGACCAUAGACCUGAUGGAGAUAAAUCCCCGUGCGAAAUGUGAAGGCUAACUGAAGGAAGCGACUGGAGUUCAUAGUAUGAUGCGUGACAACUAAGGGCGACCCAGAGAUUACCUCAUCAAGACAUGGACCAGAUACAUUGGGUCACAGAGGUCGUGCGGUGACACUGAGAGACACACACACACACACACACACACACACACACACAUACAUUCACAGAGACUAGCCAGACUAGCAGUCUUCUCACUCAUGAAUGAGCCAAACAUCCAGCCCACCAUGGACCAAUGAGAACUGAGAACAGUUGUUCUGGACUGGCUGAGGAUUUCUUGGGCAUCUAAUGCCCCUUUGUGGGUGAACAAAAUAACUGGAUUGUUGUAUUUCCUUCCAGGAAGAAAAAAUUGAAGUUUGUUAAAAGUAGAAGUUUGUUUUGGCAAAUAAAAAAACCCGGUCUGCAUCCGAA